GGAUGAAUGUGCUAAGAUUCCUGCAGUUUGUGGUCCAAACUCAAUCUGCAACAACACUGCUGGGAGUUACAAUUGUUUGUGUAGGAGUGGAUAUAAAGUAACAGACCGGAUUAUCCUUAUAAACAUCAGUAACCCAUGCACAGUAGCACCAUCAAAAACUACAGUCAAGCCACCACCACCAACAACGACUGUUAAACCACAACUAACAGUUAUGACAAUGUCAAUGAGAAUAAACCAAAAUUUUGACAUCAGUCUCACCAACAAAGCUGAUCCAAAGUACAUAUCGUAUGUAAAAAUCAUUACAUCUGCAAUUGAAAAUAGUUACAUGAAUCUGCCCAACUACAUUAAAGGUUCAGUAAAUGUCAUUGGCUUCAGGUCUGGUAGCAUUAUAGCAGACUACACGAUUAAUGCAAACAACAAUAAUCUGGAUGUUUCAUCAGCAAACACACAGGUUUCUGACCUUCUAGCAGCUCAAGGAAUCCCUUUAGCUAAGGAUGCUUUUGCUGAAAGUGAGGAAAAAAUCCUGACAACCAAAGAUAAGUUUUAUCCUCUGCAAGAUGUGGAGCUGAGGUGUACACGUCCUAAUUCUGUUGUGGGGACAAUGACAUGGAGUGUGAAUGACCAAGAUCCUGCAGAAAACAGUGCAAAAUACACCAUUACAAAUGACAAUAGCACUCUUAUUGUGAAAGGAGUAAGUGAAAGUGACAAUGGUAGAUACUCAUGUAUCAUAGAAAGAUCUACAUUACCUUACAUUCAGUGGCAAACAGUAUCUAUUCAACCACGUCCUAAUAUUAUAGUGGAUAAAACUGAUAUAAAGCUUCAGUGUCAAAACCAGACUGUCCCACUCACAUGCUGUGCCAAUGGUUACUCAGUUGAGUGGUUUGGGAUUCCUGCUGAUGAUGAAGUGGAAAAUUCAGGAUCUGGCUGUAUCACAUUACAAUACAAAAGCACAACUUGUGGGUCGAAAGAUGACUUUACAUGCCGACUAAAGGACAUGCCAGAAUUAAAAAUAUUUGAUUAUAGCAACAGGACAGUUUACGUUCAGACAGUCAGAGACUAUAACUGUAUAAAUGACACACUUGGAGUUGGAAAAAUAGGUGACAAUGUAACAGGAUUGUGUGAAAAAGGUAUGGAAGGUCUCAUAACUUAUGUAUGUAAGCAGACAACAGAUCUCAAAUAUAACUGGACAGAAGUACAGAGAGAUUGUGUUGUUCAACCUAUCAAAGACCUUGAGAGGAGAUCUGUGGUUUUAGUUGUGGAGGAUAUUCCAGUAUUUAUGUCAAACCUCAGUAACACUGCAGUGCAGAAUAAUACUGCAAUAACACAAUCUGCUGACACUGUCAAAACCAUUGUUGACAUACUUAACACAAUUGCUAGUAUCUCACAAACUAUUACCAUCAGUCAACCUGUGAUGGAGGAUUUUCUUAAAACAGUGAACAUCAUUGUAUCAGAUGCAUCUAAAAACACAUGGACAGAAUUGAACAAUGACAACAAAACAGAAAACAAAAGCACUGAACUUCUUAAAGCUAUUGAGACUAUAAGUGAUCGUCUCUCUGAUGACAGUUUUAUGAUUAAGGAAACCUCCAUUCAAUUGAAUAGAACAAGAAUUGAAAACUCAUUCAUUGGAUCAUCUUCACUGCCAAACUCAACUACUCAGAUUGUGAUACCAAAGGUUGAACCGACCCUCAUAACCAUUAUUAUCUUCACAAAGCUUGACAAUGUUUUACCAACUCGAAAUACUUCUAAUACUGACAAGAAGAUAUCAGAAAACCACAUUAAUGGAGACGUGGUUGUUGUUAAGGUUAAUAAAACAAUUAACAACAUUUCAUUUGCUUUUGAUACUACAAAUGCAUCAUUGAAAAAUCCUCAGUGUGUCUUUUGGAACUUUGAUCUCAACCAUUGGGAUUCCACUGGAUGUAAAGUCAAGCGCUCAGGGAAUGAAACAGUUACAUGUGAAUGCAGUCACACAACCUCUUUUUCAAUCCUGAUGUCACCGUUUGCAAUUGAUAACCCAGCCUUAGCCUAUAUAACAUAUAUUGGUGUAGCUAUUUCAUUAGCCAGCUUGGUUUUAUGUCUCAUUAUUGAGGCGAUCGUAUGGAAGUCAGUGACAGGAAAUGACACGUCGUAUAUGCGUCACGUUUCAAUAGUCAACGUUGCUGUGUCGCUACUGAUUGCAGACAUCUGUUUUAUCAUCGCAGCUGCAAUUGGAAAUCCAGGACAACCUACACCAGUGAAUCCAUGCAGUGCAGUGGUUUUCUUCAUGCACUUUUUUUACCUGGCUGUUUUCUUCUGGAUGUUCAUUUUAGCACUUUUGCUGCUUUACCUCACUGUCAUCGUUUUUUCUCGCAUGUCAAGGGCUAAUAUGAUGGUCAUUGCAUUCACGGUUGGUUAUUGUGCAUCUUUGCUCAUAGCGGUUAUUACUGUCGCAUCCACAGCUGGACCUAAAAACUAUGUCUCAAAAGAAAAUGCAUGUUGGCUAAACUGGUUUGAAUCUAAGGCCCUGCUGGCAUUUGUGAUUCCAGCUCUGACUAUCGUUGCCUUUAACAUCUUGGUUUUGAUUGUGGUUGUGUAUACACUAUUAAAAAGAAGAGUUGGUGCUCAACCAGAAAUGAAACAAACUGUUCUGGUCAUUGCCCGAUGUGUGGCCUUUCUGACUCCUAUCUUUGGUCUAACAUGGGGAUUUGGCAUUGGAACCAUGGUGUCACGUGACUUUGGCAUUCAUGUGGUGUUUGCAAUCCUCAAUUCACUGCAGGGGUUCUUUGUCUUGGUGUUUGGAACGCUUUUAGACAGAAUGGUCCGUGAGUCACUAUCAGGAAAGCUGUCAUUAAACAAUAACAGUUCGACUCAUGCCAGGAGCACAAGUGCGGAAACAUUUUCAAGUAGACUGGGUGUCUUCCAAAGGAAGCAGAGGAGAAAUGUUUACAACACGUCAGAGCCCAAUGCAGCUUCAUCCUCAAACCGCUAGUGCCUCGAACUCAUAAACAUUCUUUAUUAACUACAUGUAACAAAGCCUUUCAUCUGCUGUGAUCUAAGUGUCAUCUCUAUACCCUGUAAGCAAGAAACAUCUCAUGGAUGCACAUUUUUUUACUGAUUUUAAUGUAAUAAAUGUUAACAAAUGCAUAGUUUAUUAUAAGGCCAUUGCUAAUCUUUUAUUUGACCUGUUAGUAGAUCAUUGACAGGUCAGUUUUUUUUCAAAGAACGCACAUACUAAUAAAAACAUGAAUCUUUCUUUUGAGUCUUUUGAUUCCUUUUACAAAUUGGGUAAACAUUUAGCAGAACAUAUCUUCUUUCCCUAGAUCUCCCAUCUCAGAACUCUUUAGAAUUGACAGCUGUGAACCAUUAUGGUGCAGCAAGAUUCAUCUCUAGGUUUUACCAAAUCAUUAUAGCUGGAAGUAAAGAAUCCUCAGAAGAUAAUAGGCGUGCAUGGUGUGCAGAUCUAAAUGAGGAAAUUACUGUACAAGAAUGGAAGAUGUAUGUUUUCAGUGUCAUGUUCGAACAAAAAAUACACGGUUCAAGCUAUUACAGUACAAAUGGUUGAUGAGAAUGCACAUUACCCCUUAGGUACUACAUCGUAUCUACCCUAAUACGCCUGAUACAUGUUUCAAAUGUGGCACGCAUAAAGGCCGUUUUUAUCACUGUAUUUGGGAAUGCUCCACCAUUCAAGGAAAUUAUUAUAAUCUUAUCAAAGGUAACAAAGGAACCUCUUCCUCUGUGUCCCAAACUUUGUAUAUUUAGACUUUUUCCAGAAAACUGUACACUUAGCAAGUUUCAGAAAAUGAUGGUCAUACUGUGCCUUCUUGAAGCCAAACAUUAAAUUGCACUGUCAUGAAAAUCAGUUCAUAGACCAAGUAAACAGAGUUGGGUUGAGGGGAUAUUGCAAUUUCUUGCUAUGGAAAAACUGACCUAGUUAAAGGGAAAUAUAAGAUUUUUUGUGAAGAUGUGGGGUUCAUUUAUGGAAUUUUUUGGAAGGCAAAAAAUACCUGUACCUUGCCGUCUCUGUCCAUACACACUACUUGCCUGUCUGCUGUGGUGUUUUUUUUCUGAAUGAUUUUCUUUUUGUGAUAAGCAUCUACAACUCAACCAUGUUUCCUUUCCAAUUUGUAAUAUCGUGUGUUUUAGAGUAAUAAUGGAUGUGCCUCUUUGUUCUGUGGUAUGUGUUGUU
Molecule: messenger RNA, 4162 nt
Organism: Misgurnus anguillicaudatus (oriental weatherfish)
Lineage: Eukaryota; Metazoa; Chordata; Actinopteri; Cypriniformes; Cobitidae
Source: RefSeq, a predicted model, not a curated record